Molecule: messenger RNA, 1395 nt
Organism: Hirsutella rhossiliensis
Lineage: Eukaryota; Fungi; Ascomycota; Sordariomycetes; Hypocreales; Ophiocordycipitaceae
Product: carboxylesterase family domain-containing protein
Exons: 8
Coding region: 1-1395 (464 amino acids)
Source: RefSeq, a predicted model, not a curated record
AUGCCCUACGCACAGGUUCCUGACCGAUUUGCGGUUGCAACUGGUCUUCGCACGUCGUGGGAUGGCAUCCACAAUGCCACGAAAUACCCAGCCCACUGCGUUGGCUACGGAUGGGAUGAGCCAGGAUAUGAGGUUUCCGAGGACUGUCUGUACCUCAAUGUCGUCCGCGCAGCGGGAGUCCGGGACACAUCCUCUCUGCCAGUGGCUGUUUGGCUACACGGGGGCGGCCUUUUUAUGGGCGGAUCGGCAGACAAGAGAUACAACUUGUCCUUCAUUGUCGAGCACAGUGUCAAGAUUGGACGUCCCAUUAUCGGCGUCAGCUUGAACUAUCGUCUUUCGGCCUUUGGAUUCCUAUCUGGUAGAGAAGCAAUGGAGUCGGGAGUUACGAAUAUCGGCUUCAAAGACCAGCGUUUGGCUCUACAAUGGGUCCAUGAAAACAUCGAGGCCUUUGGCGGCUCGCCGGACAAGUACUUGCCUACAACGGACGAGACGACAAGCUAUUCCGCGGAGCUGUCGGCCAAUCCGGAGCUGCAGCAAGCCACCUACGACCAACUCGUCCGAAACACAUCCUGCGCGAGCCAUGUCAACCGAGCUCUGAACGUCUCGCAAGUCGGACCAUGGGUCCCCGUUCUGGACCAUGACUUCCUGCACGACUAUCCCACAAACCAGCUACGCAAGGGCAACUUCGUCAAGGUUCCACUGCUGGUCGGUGUCACCACUGAUGAGGGUGGUGGUUUCGUGACCGAUUCGACAAACUCGGAUGAAGACGUGCGAGAAGCCCUCAGGGCGCAGCUCAUAUCGAACAACACGGCAGAGAACGUCGACCAGCUGCUGAAAGAGCUGAUGUACUUGUACCCGAACCCAGGUGAUGCGGGCAGCCCGAAUCUGGGGUCGCAAUAUAGGCGCAUGGCAGCUAUUGUCGGGGACAUGACAUUUCAUUUCUCUAGAAGGCGGGCCAAUUUCGCCUGGUUCGAGCAUGGAGUGCCGAGCUAUGCUUACCGCUUCAACGUGCUUGUCAACGGGGCACCGGCACCAUUCGGCUCCGCUCAUUUUCAGGAGGUUGCAUUUGUCUUUCAUAACUGGAACGGCGAGGGGUACAGCCCAGCGAAUCCUUUUGGCGGAAAUGACGCAGUGUACACGGCCAAGGCAACAGCACUGUCAACGAAUAUGUCUACCGCGUGGAUCAACUUUAUCAAUGAACUAGAUCCGAACGGCAAGGAAGACAUUGGGCUGCCAAAGAACGAGACAUGGCCAAAGUACGACCGAACGGCUGGUGGAGGCGUGGGGAGGAACAUUGUGUGGGAUUUGGACGGCGCAUUCGUUGAGAUGGAUGACUGGCGGGCCGAAGGGAUCAACUGGAUGAUUGAGAACGCCAUGACCGUCUUUGGGACGUAA